AUGUUCGCCCUCUCGGAUAAUGGCCGGAAGAUCCACGUCCAGUGGGUCCCCUCGCACUGUGGUGUGGAGGGUAAUGAGCGAGCCGACAGAGUGGCCCGAGAGGCCGCGGAACUACCACAAGACAGCGUGCCUGCAGACAUCAGGACAAUCACCCGAGCGGUGGCUAGGGCCGCCCGCGACGACACGGUCCGGGCCUGGCCCCCCGGCUGGUUCCGGUCGCUGAUGGGGGGCCUAUUCCCCCCACCGGUGGCGGGGCUGGACCGGGAGCGCGCGGUGGACGUCCACCAGCUGCGAGCCGGGCACUGGUCGGGCUUCAGGGCCUACCUGCACAGGAUCGGGGCCGUUCCCUCUGUGGGAUGUGAGGGCUGCCGCGACGAGGGCUGUGUGGCGGCCCGCUGCCCCCUGUGCAAUGAGGAGCCUGACACGCCGGCACACGUGCUGCUGAGAUGUCCGGCGUUGAUGCGACUGAGACAUUCAACCCUGGGUCACAUCCAUCCCAGGCUGGAGGAGGUCCGGGAGACCUCAGUGGUGGCGGCCCUGGCGGCCGCCGCCAGACGCUUCCAGAGCCGCCUGGCUAUGCUCCCGUGA
This is a messenger RNA of Amphibalanus amphitrite, 588 nucleotides long. RefSeq lists its product as uncharacterized. Gene Ontology annotation, molecular function: RNA-DNA hybrid ribonuclease activity; nucleic acid binding. The record is from RefSeq and is a predicted model, not a curated record. The transcript has a single exon. The coding region runs from base 1 to 588 and encodes 195 amino acids. NCBI's taxonomy places the organism in Eukaryota, Metazoa, Arthropoda, Thecostraca, Balanomorpha, Balanidae.